Boeremia exigua is the source of this 4673-nucleotide messenger RNA. RefSeq names its product SNF2 family N-terminal domain-containing protein. The coding region runs from base 31 to 4332 and encodes 1433 amino acids. Gene Ontology annotation, biological process: DNA repair; DNA-templated transcription; chromatin remodeling. The transcript has 2 exons. Lineage: Eukaryota; Fungi; Ascomycota; Dothideomycetes; Pleosporales; Didymellaceae. Gene Ontology annotation, cellular component: Ino80 complex; nucleus. Gene Ontology annotation, molecular function: ATP hydrolysis activity; histone binding; ATP-dependent chromatin remodeler activity. The record is from RefSeq and is a predicted model, not a curated record.
GCACCGCCGCCACCGCCGCGCGCCGAUCCCAUGUCGCUCUCGAGCAUCAUGUCCUCCGGCGCCGACGCCGAGCCCGCGAAGCCGCCGCAGCCCACGUCGCUUGCCGCCAUGUUUGUCAAGCAGGAGGCCAUGCCCUCGCCCGCCCCGGCCGACUUGCCGCACGCAAACGGCUACCGCCCCUACGAGGCCAGACUGCCCGUCGGAGGCGCCCCGCCACCGCACUAUGCCACCCGCGAGCUGGCCAUGCCCGACGAGGCCGACGUCCAGGCCGCCCUUGCGCACAUCGAGACCACGCAGAUGAACGAGCUCGACGCCGCCGGCGCCCCGCACGAGCGCGAGCAAUACGCCCAGAACAGCAAGAAGCGCGCCCUGGAGGUCACAACCGCAGAGGACACCAAGCGCAAGCGUCGCCGCGAUGCUCACCUGAAAAAGUUCGCCGACACUAUGGCUGCUCAUCGAGACUAUGCCAAGCAAUCAUACAACGCCGAACACGAGGGCGAGGCAUGGCAGCAGGUGCAGAGUCAGGAGAUUGCCGAAGAGAAGGAGCGCAAGAAGGACAUGCAGCGAAAGAGGCGGCGUGAGAAGACCAUCCAGAACGAGGAGGCCAAGCGUGCUGAAGCACUGGCCAAAGCUGGACAGGCUGACAAUGAGGAGGAGAAGGAGAGGCACCUUCUCAUUGCCCAGAAAGCCGAACGCAAGGCCAAGAACACCUCGCAGCUUCUGCAGGGCAACGCCCCGAUCAAGGACAUCCGCGACGUCACACCCAACGGGCCAAACAUGGAGGGUGGAACCAUGAGCUCGUUCCAGGCAUCUGACGACCUCGCUGCCAGCAAACGCAAGGGCGCCCGUGGCAAUGGUCGUCUCAAGAAGAGCAAGGAACAGAAGCAGGCAGAAAAGGAUGCUGCCGCCGCUGGGCAAGCUGCUAUUGACCGUGGCGACGACCUUCCCACCAUUGCACCCCGCGAAGAAGCACGUCUGGGCAUGUUGCAGAGCCGCAGCGAGACGGAGGACAUCGGUCCCGUUGUUCUCACCUCAUACGAUUCUCAGGCAUACCGGAACAUCUACAAUCAAAUCGUUAAGGACAUCGCUCGCAAAGAUGUCCCCAAGGUCGUUCGCAUCAAGGAGAACUCCCUGUCAACGAAGCAAUCGAACCUUCGCAAGACCGCACAGCUAGCGUCAAAGGAGGCUCGUAGAUGGCAGAUGCGUACCAACAAGAACACCAAGGACAUGCAGGCGAGGGCGAAGCGUGGAAUGCGUGAAAUGUUGGCGUUCUGGAAGAGGAACGAGCGUGACGAGCGCGAGUCCCGAAAGAACGCUGAGCGACAGGAGCUUGAGAGUGCAAAGAAGGCUGAGGCGGACCGCGAAGCCAACCGGCAAAAGCGAAAACUCAAUUUCCUCAUCUCGCAGACCGAGCUGUACUCUCAUUUCAUCGGCAAGAAAGCCCGCACGGCUGAGAUCGAGAGAUCAACAGAUGAUGCAGAAACUGCCGCGAGCGCGCCGGCCGAAGAUCACAAGAGCGGGCUCGACAUCUCCAAGAUCUCUGCACAGGCCCCGGGCAAAGUCACCAACUUUGAGGACCUCGACUUCGAUAACGAGGAUGAAGGGGCUCUCAACGCCGCUGCCAUGGCCAAUGCUCAGCACGCUAUACAGGAGGCGCAAGACAAAGCCCGAGCCUUUAACAAGGGUGGCGAGGGCGAGGAUGAUGGCGAGCUGAACUUCCAGAACCCGUCAGGUUUGCAGAACAGGGAAGACUGGAUCCCUCAGCCCGGCUUGCUCAACUGCACGCUCAAGGAAUACCAACUCAAGGGCCUCAACUGGCUGGUCAAUUUGUACGAGCAGGGUAUCAACGGUAUCUUGGCCGAUGAAAUGGGACUGGGAAAGACAGUGCAGUCCAUCUCCGUUAUGGCAUAUCUGGCAGAACGAUACAACAUCUGGGGACCUUUCCUUGUCAUUGCUCCGGCCUCGACGUUGCACAACUGGCAACAAGAAAUCACCAGAUUCGUGCCGGAUCUCAAUGUAUUGCCAUACUGGGGCACAGCCAAGGAUCGAAAGGUUCUACGCAAGUUCUGGGAUCGCAAGCACGUCACAUACGACAAAAACUCACCCUUCCACGUUGUUGUCACAUCCUACCAGCUGGUCGUCCAAGACGCACAAUAUUUCCAGAAGAUGCGCUGGCAGUAUAUGAUUCUCGACGAAGCUCAGGCUAUCAAAUCUUCUCAGAGUUCCAGAUGGAAGAGUUUGCUUGCCUUCCACUCGCGCAACCGACUGCUGCUCACUGGAACACCCAUUCAAAACAACAUGCAGGAACUGUGGGCUCUGCUCCAUUUCAUCAUGCCAACUUUGUUCGACUCCCACGAUGAGUUCAGUGACUGGUUCUCAAAAGACAUCGAAAGCCACGCCCAGAGUAACACCAAGCUGAACGAGGAUCAACUCAGGCGUCUGCACAUGAUCCUCAAGCCAUUCAUGCUGAGGCGUGUCAAGAAGCACGUCCAGAAAGAACUGGGAGACAAGAUCGAGCUCGACGUCUUCUGCGACCUCACGUACCGACAGCGCGCUUACUACACCAAUUUGCGGAACAAGAUCAGCAUCAUGGAUCUCAUCGAGAAGGCUGUUGGAGACGACCAGGAUAGCGCAACACUGAUGAACCUCGUCAUGCAGUUCAGGAAGGUGUGCAACCACCCUGACUUGUUCGAGCGCGCCGACACAUGGUCACCGUUCUCCUUCGCGUUCUUCGCCGAGACCGGAUCUUUCUUGCGUGAGGGGCAGAAUGUUCGAGUUGCCUAUUCAACGCGUAAUUUGAUUGAAUACUCUCUACCUCGGUUAGUAUGCCGCAACGGUGGCAGACUCGAUAUUGCUGGCUCAGAGAACCCCAAGGCUGGUUUCAACGGCCAUUGGUUGUAUAACCAGCUGAACAUCUGGACACCAGACAACCUCGAGAGGUCAGCCCGGGAGGCCGGAGCGCACUCGUGGCUCCGCUUUUCAGAUGUGUCGGCGAGCGAAGCGUCGAAGAUUGCCAAGAGUGAUUUGUUCCAGAGGUCCAUCGAGCUUGGAGAGAAACCCAACAAGAGCGCUCGCUUCAACAUUCUCUACGACGAAGACAACGGCAAGUGGGCACCGAAGCAUUCCAUGCUGAACAUUGUCAGCCGACAGGACAGGCAGCCUCUGGCCGAGCUUACUACUGAGGGCUACAUGCACAACCUCCUUAACGUGGCCCGGCCUGCUUUUGAAGAGACUGGACUCAACUUCGUCGAACGGUGCGCAAAGCCUGUCGCUGCUGCUCCACCAGUCGAGCUGUAUUGCGCCAGCCAAGCUGUCAUCGCCGAAAAGCAGAACACAUUCUUUAACCCCUCGAUUCGAUCUGCCCUGUACGGUAUCUCAAGCACGGUCGAACAAACGAUGCUCGAGUCCAAAUCGGACAGCGCAGCUUUGAUCGUUCGUGACAGGCUGCCGCCUCCGACCAAUGAGAGAUCUAGAUUCACUCAUAUCGAGGCUCCGUCAAUGUCACGCUUCGUUACGGAUUCUGGCAAGCUUGCCCAAUUGGACGCACUGCUAAAGGAGCUCAAGGUCAACGACCACCGCGUGCUGCUCUACUUCCAGAUGACACGAAUGAUCGAUCUGAUGGAGGAGUAUCUGACGUACCGCAACUACAAGUUCGUGCGACUCGACGGAUCCACCAAGCUCGAAGACCGUCGCGACACUGUUGCCGACUUCCAGAGCGACCCAACCAUCUUCGUCUUCUUGCUGUCAACACGUGCUGGCGGUCUUGGUAUUAAUUUGACCUCUGCCGACACGGUCAUUUUCUACGACUCCGAUUGGAACCCUACGAUCGAUUCGCAGGCUAUGGAUCGCGCCCAUCGUCUCGGUCAAACCAGGCAGGUCACUGUCUACCGUCUCAUCACCCGCGGCACCAUCGAGGAACGCAUUCGCAAGCGUGCGUUGCAGAAGGAAGAAGUGCAGCGCGUUGUUAUUUCCGGAGGCGCCGGAGGCGCCGUCGACUUCAACACUCGGUCCCGCGAGAACCGCACCAAGGAUAUGGCCAUGUGGCUCGUAGACGACGACCAAGCCGCCGAGAUCGAGAAGAAGGAAGCUGAACUCGCCGAGCAGGAGAAGAACGCGCCGCCGGGCAAGAAGCGCAAGGCCAAGAAGCGUGUCGAGGCCAACUUAGACGACAUGUAUCACGAAGGCGAAGGCCAUUUCGACCAGAGCGAAAAGCCCAGCGGCGCCGCGACGCCCAUCCCCUCGGAAGCGCCCGCAGGCAAGAAGAAAAAGGGCCUCAGCAAGAAAGCCAAGACGGCCAAACAGCGCCUCGCCGUUGCCGACGGCGAGGUCUAGCCGCUUGGCCUCGGGCUCCGGGCCCCUGUACCACCACCACGUUUCCUUUCUCAUCUAUAUCUUGCGCCCGCGCGGAGCUACACGACACAGGCGCGCCGCCGCGUUUGCUGCCCAGGAGCCACGAGGGAGGCCGGGCUUGUGUAACACUACGACCGAGGUUCGGGGUUUCGCGCUGGAGUUUGGGGCGCUGCGGCCCGGGGCUGUGCUGUGUCUGUGCCUGUGCCUGUGCCUGUGCUGCCCUGCCCUGCGCUGCGCUACGUGCGGUACGGUGCGGUGCGGCAGGGUCCGGUAAUGUGGUCAUGCGGUAGUCUAUCUGUGCAGGUAGAUAUGCGUGUUCGGCU